Eimeria mitis is the source of this 408-nucleotide messenger RNA. RefSeq lists its product as uncharacterized. The record is from RefSeq and is a predicted model, not a curated record. NCBI's taxonomy places the organism in Eukaryota, Apicomplexa, Conoidasida, Eucoccidiorida, Eimeriidae. The transcript has a single exon. The coding region runs from base 1 to 408 and encodes 135 amino acids.
AUGCUGGAAGGGCAUCGAGGCGAUCGACUUCGCCAUAAAGUAAGCAAACGGGGUGUAUGUACCGUUCGCUGUGUCUCUGCAGCAGCAGCAGCAGCAGCAGCAGCAGCAGCAGGAGUAGCAGCAGGAGGAGCAGCAGCAGCAGCAGCAGCAGGAGUAGCAGGAGUAGCAGCAGCAGCAGCAGCAGCAGCAGCAGGAGUAGCAUCAGGAGUAGCAGCAGGAGUAGCAGCAGCAGAAGCAGCAGCAGCAGUGAGGAUAGCAGCAGCAAGAACGUCUCUAUUGGCAGCUCAAAGAGAGACAAAAGAGAGACAAAAGAGAGACAAAAGAGAGACAAAAAAGAGACAAAGGAGAGACAAAAGAGAGACAAAAGAGAGACAAAAGAGAGACAAAAGAGAGACAAAGAAACCAUAA